Messenger RNA from Vigna unguiculata (cowpea), 651 nucleotides. It is a transcript of the gene ATOEP16-4, whose product is annotated as Mitochondrial import inner membrane translocase subunit Tim17/Tim22/Tim23 family protein. The record is from RefSeq and is a predicted model, not a curated record. Gene Ontology annotation, biological process: protein insertion into mitochondrial inner membrane. Gene Ontology annotation, molecular function: transmembrane protein transporter activity. Gene Ontology annotation, cellular component: TIM22 mitochondrial import inner membrane insertion complex. Lineage: Eukaryota; Viridiplantae; Streptophyta; Magnoliopsida; Fabales; Fabaceae.
GUUGUGUAAAACGUUCCCCUCCGUAGCUGUUCUCUUCUACGCGCCUACGUGGCGACGGAAAGAAAAUGGAAGAAAACUUGGACGGCGUCGCUCCGUGCUCCUCCCUCGCCGUCGAGGCUAUAAUUCGUGUCGGAGCGGCCGGUGCAAUCUGGGGCUUGUGCUCUGGUCCCUACGACGCUCGUCAACAGGGUCUAACAGGCAUUGCUAAAGCUUCUUAUGUGGCAAACUCGGUUCGCAGUUUUGGGAUUCGAUGCGGGGUUGUGGCCGGCGUUUUCAGCAUUACGCGAUGCGGGGUUCAGAAAUACAGGGGACGGAAUGAUUGGGUCAACGGUUUGAUUGGUGGUGCUGUUGCUGGCGCUGCGGCUGCUGCUGGAACGCGAAAUUGGACACAGGUGAUUGGGAUGGCUGGUUUGGUUUCUGUUUUCUGUGCUGCAGCCGACUAUUCCAGAACAUCUUAAAAUACAUAUUAGUAGCCUCCAAAGAAUAUUAGAGACUUGUAAUUUUCUCCAAUUGCAUCAACAGGCAAAAUUCCGGUAUUUGCCAACUUUUGCAUAUUGUAUAUUUAGGAAUGUAUUGUAUUGAAAUUUUAGAAGAUACCAAAUUUUGUGGAUUUAAAAAAAAAUAUAUAAGUAUAACUACUUAUCAGAUUUU